AAGAGGACGGUAACCGUGCGCGCUUUUCAACACACACACACACACUCUGUGAGAGACACUUUUCCACCAAGCGUUUUUCCAAGUUCAAGUGUUUCAAAAAUAUUACUUUCGAGUGCGUUUCUUUUUUUUUUUCUGUGGUGUUUUUACGACGUACGUGCUGCGAUCUUUCGUUCAUGGCUGGCGAUUGAAAUUGUGAAGGUCAGCGCGUCGUCGCGAUCAGACUUUGAGAGUGUUUUUGUGUUUGUGUUUUUAUUGAAAACCAGAAAAGAGAUCAAAGAUUAAAGAUUAAAGAUCCAUAAAGAUUCCCGUUUAGCUAAGCCAUUAAGAACUUCAAACGUUACAGCCAUAUUUAAAGACCAGACAGACAUGACUUUCCCAUGCAGCCACUAGCGGCAGUUCAGCAGCUCAGCAAUGUUGGCUGCUGGCGGCAGUGAGAUCAGUGACUUUGGCCAAAACUCGCGGCGUUUAUCGGUUGGCACCACGCCCAAGCGACCGCACAAAGCCACCAGCCAUCGUCCUGGCUCAAUGACAACUGGCUGCACCGGCGGAGCCAGCAGCGGUAACGGAGCUCCAAGCUCUAAAGGAGCAGGCGGAACUGGAGGUGGAGUUGGAGGCGGCGGCACUAGCACGAUGACUGCCACCACUGUGACAGCGGCAACGACGGGCAAAGCCACUGUUAGCCAUGGUCAUGGUCAUGGCCAUGCCAAUGUUGCGAGAGGAGCACCACGCAGUGCCGGUGCCAAUGGACGGUCCAAUGUGAACGGAUUCGUUGGCGGUAUUGAGACCUAUUUGGGCCUUAUUGGUUGGCGUAAAAAGUGCCUGUACACUCUGCUAUUGCUACUAAUGCUGCUCAUCAUCACAAAUCUGGUUCUAACCCUUUGGAUACUGAAAGUGAUGGAGUUCUCAACGGAGGGCAUGGGUCAGCUGAAAAUCGUACCCGGUGGCAUACAGUUGUCGGGACAAGCGAUAAUUAUGGACAUGCUGCGUGCAUCUACAAUCCGUUCGCGGCACGGCCAGCCCAUCUCGAUAGAAUCAUCACGUAAUUUUUCAAUCAAUACACGUGACCCGAAUGGUAUGAUUGAGAAUCAUUUAUUUCUGGGACACGACAAGUUCGAGUGCCUGUCCGCGGGUUUUCGCAUAAACGACACCAACGGACGCAGCCUUUUCUCCGUGAACCGCAAUGAAGUCACAAUCGGAGCUCAUGCCCUGCGGAUCGACGGCGAGGGCGGUGCCGUCUUUCGAGAGUCCGUUCAGACACCUCAUGUACGGGCCGAGCCCGGACGGGAGUUAAGACUCGAAUCGCCAACCCGCCAAUUGGAGAUGACGGCGGCCAAGGACAUCAAUUUGCAAUCGCGGGCUGGAGGCAUAGAAGUCGUUGCCCUUGAAGACGUCAAGUUCCGAGCCCUCGAUGGGAGCCUACGUCUGGAGUCCUCAAAGAUACUCAUGCCCAAUCUGCGGACGGCUCAGCCGCCCAUUCUGGGCACUGCCCAGAGCCGGGAUCAUAUGCAUCGCGUCUUCCAGCUCUGCGCUUGCUCCAAUGGCAAACUCUUCCUAGCCGCUCCGCAUUCAAUAUGUGCUGGUGAUGAUUCCACGGUCUGCAGAUGAUUGCACGACACUGCACGAUGGCACACAGCCACAUCCACAUCGUCCACAUCGUUCACAUCCAAUAGAUCCGGCUAGGAGGAGGGAGGCUAAGCAAGAUCAUAACCUAUAGAUAGAUGUAUGCACCACACCACACCACACCAUACCACAGGCAUUGCUAAUUGUAACAUAGAAACGGUAUAGAAACCAAAAUUAAUGGCAAACACAACGUACAUCCGGCGUUCAUAAUCGUUCAUAGCCCAAACCCCCGCCCUAAACAUACCAUACUCUCGAGGGAAUUUGUACUCAAACUCGAUGGACAAAAUCAAGAGCUUCUUAGACACUUGGAUGUUGUGUUUUAGUAUAACGAAAAAGGCAAUUCGGAGACUUAGGCACUUUACCCCCCUCCCCCACUCCCCCUAUAGACAUAUACUAUCUAUAUAUCAACCCAAGCAACUAACUAACUAAAGGAGUAAAAUACAUAUAUAUAUAUAUAGGCGAAAGUACAUAAACCAUAAACGAAAGUAGAUCGUUAAAUCCCUUCAACUAAGUUGGAAGUCAGAAACAGAUUUCUUAGCUAGCCUGCCUUAUCAAGGGAACUUAAAGCCCUUCUAAAGUCCCAGCUUAGGCUGAAGGAAAGUAUUUCUUAUAGUUUUUCCAUUUCCCAUUACCACUUACCCCUCCCCACAAAGCAGUCCAGAGAUAUUGUACAUAAGACUGUCUAAAACAUAGAAGAAACCCUUAUGCCAUUGCCUCCUCUCCCUCAAACUGCAGCAAUCUGUUAGUAAACUGAAAUAGCACGUAACUCUAACUGUAAACUGUAACUCUAAAACUGUAAACUGUAAACUGGUAACUGUAUUCUCAUGUAGAUAAUAAUCUCGCAAUGGAAAGGAAAGUCUAGAGAAAUGUUUAUAAUAAUAAUCAAGAUCAGAAAUAAUCGAAAUUCAAAACCAAAAACCAAAAACCAAAACACAAUACGAAGACAAUGAAAUAUCAUCCAAUGAAUCGCAAAAGAGCUAUUUAUACCUAUACAUACAUACCUAUAGAUGAUCACAGAUACAGAUACAGAUACAGAAUAUGAAUAUGAGUAAAAGAUACGAUUAAAAGAAUAUCAUUAUGGCUAUAUAGAUAUCAUUAUGGAUAUGAAUAUGAGUAUAAAAUAUGAUUAUUAAUAGAGUUGAAUAUGAAAUUGCCGUUGAAUUUGUCAAGUGUGAGAGCACUGAUAUAUAUAGAUAUAUAGAAAAUAUAUAUAUAUAAAAAUAAACAAAAUAAAUAUAUAUAUUAAAAACUAACUAAAUAAAUGUAUAUGUAUCUGUAUGUAUGUACACCAAAUGCAAAUGCUUUUAAAGGGCCAUUAAGUUGUAAUUUGUUGUUGAUUUUUUUAUUUUUUUUAGCACGAUUUAGGAAGAACAUAAUGUUUAUAUACAUAUAUAUAUAUAUAUAUAUAUAGGAGAUAAAGGGGAAUACGAACGAAAUCUUUAUAUCACAUAUAUUGUAAUACCACAAAAUAAUAUCUAAAAAAAAAAAGAAAAGAAAAGAAAUACAUGCGUAAAACAAAAAACCAACCAACUAACUUAACUAAAUCUAUUCGGAAAUCAAUG
Messenger RNA from Drosophila eugracilis, 3182 nucleotides. Its product is annotated as delta-sarcoglycan. Gene Ontology annotation, cellular component: sarcolemma; sarcoglycan complex. The record is from RefSeq and is a predicted model, not a curated record. NCBI's taxonomy places the organism in Eukaryota, Metazoa, Arthropoda, Insecta, Diptera, Drosophilidae. Gene Ontology annotation, biological process: heart contraction; cardiac muscle tissue development. The transcript has 6 exons. The coding region runs from base 412 to 1605 and encodes 397 amino acids.